Molecule: messenger RNA, 6836 nt
Organism: Ilyonectria robusta
Lineage: Eukaryota; Fungi; Ascomycota; Sordariomycetes; Hypocreales; Nectriaceae
Product: P-loop containing nucleoside triphosphate hydrolase protein
Exons: 5
Coding region: 1-6789 (2262 amino acids)
Molecular function (GO): ATP hydrolysis activity; ATP binding; helicase activity
Source: RefSeq, a predicted model, not a curated record
AUGAAUUCGCAGCCAAUGUCUGCCGCUCGACUUGCCAAGUUGACAUCGUCGUUCGUUGCCUUCACGAAAGGCCGACAGGUCAAGAACCCCAUCGAUGCCAGGCAAUUCCUCAACGCCUGCGACGCUUUUUGUCAGCAGCAAACUACUAUGAAAUGUGUCGAGACCCUCAUUGCGAGCACCAACGGACUCAAAGCUCUCGAGGCUGCUGUUCGCGCGCAGUUGGACCCGGCCUUCAUCAAUCUGACUGUCGUACCUUUCCUCAACCACCUUUCGGGCCCUGAAGUCGAGACCCUCAAUGAUGGAAGAUUUCUUCAGCAAAUUCUUGUGUCUAUCCUGGAGCCACGGUCAUUCUGGGCCGCCCUGUUGGAUGCCUACCAAAACGGCAAGCUCAACGACUCGGGGUUGGAGGCGUUUGCCUGGCUUUCCCUUCAGAUAGUCUCCAGCCAAAAGCCGAAACUAGAGGAACACAGUCAAGAUGUCAAAUGUUUCAUGAAGGAUAAAGUUCUUCUUGAGUCUCGGUCGCAUAAUGUGCGAAAAAUCGCCUACCGAAUCGAGCAUAUGAUCAAAAUCUUUUCUCCCCUCGCAGUCCCCGGCUUUGCAACCAGGCCUGGCGGGAGACAUGAUAACGACUUUGAGGAUUUCCGAGAGAUUUCCAUCUAUCCCACGACUGAUGAACUUCUAUCCUCUGAAGAGCCGUUCCUUCAACGUCUCGAUGACGUGUUUGAUUCGCCGAUGGAAACACGGGCACAAGUGUAUCGCGACUGGCUUUAUCGCCAGCUGAGAGAAGACAUGCUUGCUGAACUGCGUGAAGAUCUUCAAGUUGCUAUGGGUCAGAAGCAGGGGAGACGAAAGCCUACAUCUCUGGGUCAGCUAAGGUUUAUCAAGGCUGACCCUAACCCUAAACACAGGAUCAAUACCUUUACUCUCAACGUCACAUUUGGCAGCGGCAUCUUUCCACCUCAGAUGACAUCACAAGCCGCGAGAAAGAAGUACCUUGAGAAGUCAAAAGCUUCCUUGCAUCACAACCCAAUUGGUGCUCUAUGCCGUGGGUCAGAUAUUGUCGCCUUCGGGUCACUUAUCCGGGAUCUCGAAAUGCUACAGUUGAUGCCACCUGUGGUUGGGAUCAAGUUCAUGAACUCUGAAGGGGUAAGAAAGGCCCUCUUGGCGCUUCUAGGCCCCAACACAGACGACCUGAAAUUCUAUGUGGUUGAUACGGCGAUGUUUGCAUACAAGCCAAUUUUGCAACGAUUGAAGGAUAUGGGCGAGCUCCCACUCGAGUCCCAGAUCGUCAACCCUAAACAAUCAUCAGCGGAAUACGUGCCACCACCCAUGUUACAGGCUCUACUUCAGGCUUCAACAGAGGCGUUCGAGAAGGGAUUUGGGAUACAACUUCCGUCCAGUCUAUGCUCAUCAAAGAAGGUACGACUACGAGGUGCACAACUCGAGUCAUUCAUCAACGGGCUCGGCGAGGAGCUAGCCCUGAUCCAAGGGCCACCAGGCACAGGCAAAUCCUUCAUCGGAGCCCUCAUCAUUUCGGCUAUUUUCCGCCUUACCACCUACCGGGUUCUCAUUUUAACCUACACAAACCACGCCCUUGAUCAGUUUUCGGAGGACUUGAUUCAGAUUGGCAUCUCAACAAAUGACAUGGUGCGGAUUGGUCCCAAAUCAACGCCACAAACCGAAUCCACUCUUCUCAGAAGCUACAGCAGAAAAGGCGAGUUUCGAUUGACGCCCCAAGAGAAUCUUGUCAAAAGAGCCCGGGAGAGAGAGGCUCAAGAGAAUGGCUGUGAGCUGCAGGACAUCGCGGAGAGGCUUUCAGAAAACAAGCCUUGUAUCGCCGAAAUCCUUGAAUACCUCGAGUAUUCAGAGGAAUAUCCUUUAUUCUGGGAUGCAUUCCAGGUUUCCGAGUCGAGUGAUGGGUUUCGGGUUGUCGGAGUCAAGAACAAGAUCCUCCGACCUGAAGACUUGUUCACACACUGGCUUCAGGGCUUACCAACACAGCGACUUCGUGGAUUCAUUUCCUCCCUACCGCCUACUGCUGCAUCCAUCUGGCAAAUCCCGCUCCAAUUUAGAGCAGAAUUGGUUACUAAAUGGUCGCAAAACGUUCGCGACGAAAGGAUUGAAGAAUUUGUUCGGUUGAGCGAAUGCGAGAAUGAGCUUCAAACCGACAUAAAGAGCCUACUUGCAGAACAAGACCGCAAAGUUCUCAAAAGUAAGAGGAUAAUUUCUUGCACUACAACACGGGCAUCUAUGUAUCAGUCUAUCAUCAGCACUGCCAACCCUGAUGUCGUUUUGGUUGAAGAAGCAGGAGAAGUCCUGGAAGCUCACAUCAUCGCUGCGUUGAGCCCCUCAGUCAAACAGCUCAUUCUGAUCGGAGACCACAAGCAGCUGAGACCCAAGAUCAACAACUACAAACUUAGCAAAGAAAAGGGCGAAGGCUAUGAUCUCAAUGUCUCUUUAUUUGAGAGACUAGUACUGCAGGGCCACAGGUUUACCACGCUUCGAGAGCAACACCGCAGUCAUCCCGAGAUUUCACGCCAUGUCCGAAUGCUCGCCUACAAAGACCUUGAAGACACCCCGGAUACCCACAAUCGGGAAAAGAUUCGUGGCCUCGCAAGCCGUGUCACAUUCGUACACCAUGAGCACCAUGAAGAAGAGCAGGCCGGAGUGGGGGAGCGUUGGGACGUGAGCGGCACCAAAGGCAGCAAGAGAAACCAACACGAAGCACUGAUGGUGUUGAGACUUGUGAGAUACUUGGUACAGCAAGGCUACAAAUCCGAAAAUAUCGUUGUCUUGACACCCUACCUCGGCCAAUUGUUCUUGUUGAAGGAGACGCUCCGCGAUGAGAAUAAUCCAUACUUGAACGAUUUGGAUUCGCAUGACUUGGUUCGUGCUGGCUUGAUGGCUGAAGCAACGGCCAAACUCAACAAGAAACCUUUGCGCCUGUCCACCAUUGAUAACUACCAAGGAGAGGAAUGUGACAUUGUCAUUGUUUCGUUAACACGGAGCAAUGCUUCGGGCGACAUUGGUUUCCUGCACGCCCGGGAGCGGUUGGUCGUUCUCAUGUCAAGGGCGAGGAAUGGCAUGGUGCUCUUUGGAAAUGAGCACACUUUCAUGAAAAGUAAGAAGGGAGGUGAGAUGUGGACGCAAUACUUAAAGGCUUUGGACGAAGACGGUUGCCUGCGUGACGGCAUUCCUAUCCGGUGCGAGCGACAUCCGGAAAAAUCGGUGGAAUUGAAGAAUCCUGAGGAUUUUGACAAGUAUUGUCCAGAUGGAGGAUGCACAGAGCUAUGUGGCGCGCUGUUGAGCUGUGAUCACUCGAAAGUUCCCUGCGGAGAGAAAUUGAAGAUUACGUGUCAGCGUGGACACAAGAGCAAAGUCCCCUGCGGAAAGAUCAAUCCCGCUUGCUACAGCUGCAAAAAGGAAGAUGAGGAGACUCGCCGAAGAGCGCUGAGAGAUAUUGCACUUGAGGAAAAGAGACUGGAGAACCAGAAGAAGUAUCGCAAAGAACUUCAAGAACUUGAGGAUGCGAUUGACCACCAACAACGGAUCAUGAAAUAUGAAACGGAGCAAAAGGAGCAAAGCGAAACCCUUCGAAAGAAGAACGAGCAUCUGAGGUCUCUACAGGAUACCAAGGCAAGGAUGGACAAAGCCAAGGCAAACCAGGAAAAGAGGGCAUCCAGCCAGCCUUUGACCUCGUCAAGCAACAACUCCACUGAAACAACCUCAAGCAAGAACCCGAAAGCGUUUGCCACUAGUCCUAGCACGGCCCGGGAUGAGUGGGAGGCUAUGAAAAAGAUGGACGGCUCUUGUAAUCAAGCCAUGGAUACGCUGAUGGAGAUGGUCGGUCUCGGGUCUGUCAAGGGUCGUUUCCUUUCCGUGAAAGGCAGCGUGGACACGAAGAUCCGUCAGGGCUUGUCGCUAGAUGGUGAGAGAUUCAGCUGUUCUCUACUCGGAAAUCCAGGCACAGGGAAAACGACUGUUGCCCGCAUCUGGGCCAAGUUCCUCACGACAGUGGGAGCCAUCUCGGGCAGCUCCUUUGAAGAGACCACAGGGUCAAAGCUGGCCAGCAAGGGUGUGCCAGGCUGUGAAAAACUGUUGGAGGAUAUCAAAAACGACGGCGGUGGUGUUCUCUUCAUUGACGAGGCGUAUCAACUAUCCUCUGGAAACAACUCAGGAGGCGCCGCAGUUCUAGACUAUCUCCUUGCAGAGGUUGAAAACCUUCGAGGGAAGGUCAUCUUUGUCCUUGCUGGGUAUAGCAAGCAGAUGGAGUCUUUCUUUGCUCACAAUCCUGGAUUCCCAAGUCGCUUUCCGAUUGAGAUGAAGUUCGAAGACUAUAGCGACGAAGAACUUCUCAGCAUGCUUCAACUUCAGAUUCAUCGCAAGUACAACGGCAGAAUGCAGAUUGAGGAUGGACCUGGCGGUCUUUACUUUCGCAUUGCGUCUCGUCGGAUUGGCUGCGGCCGUGGAAAAGAAGGGUUUGGCAAUGCUCGUGCCGUCGAAAACUACGUCCAGUCAAUGUUGGAUAGACAGGCUGAUCGAUUGCGACUCCAAAGGCGGGCCGGUACGCAGCCAGAUGACUUGCUGUUGACGCGAGAAGACAUCAUUGGACCCGAGCCUUCAGGUGCCUUGAUAAAGAGCGAGGCAUACCGGAAACUACUCCAACUGUUUGGCUUGAAGGAAGUCAAAGAUAUUCUCAAAGUCCUCCUAGAUACAGUGAAGACAAACUACGAGAGGGAACUGGCCGAGGAAAGUCUCGUCGAGUUUUCUCUGAACCGAGUGUUUCUGGGAUCUCCAGGAACUGGAAAAACAACAGUCGCCAAGCUUUUUGGACGAAUUCUCGUUGAUCUGGGUCUUCUGUCGAAUGGAGAGGUGGUUGUUAAGACUCCAGCCGAUUUUGUCGGAGGAGUGCUAGGACAGUCCGAGGCCCAGACGAAGGGAAUCCUGGCGGCGACCGUCGGAAAGGUUCUGGUCAUUGAUGAAGCCUACGGUCUCUAUGGUGGCGGAGGAGUCAAUUCACCCAGCGACCCAUACAAGACAGCAGUGGUCGACACGAUUGUAGCCGAGGUUCAGAGUGUCCCCGGUGAAGAUCGUUGUGUCCUGCUCCUUGGCUAUAAGGAUCAGAUGGAAAACAUGUUCCAGAACGUCAACCCUGGGCUCAGCCGCCGUUUCCCUCUGAGCUCUGCGUUCAUGUUUGAGGACUUCGACGAUCAAGCUCUGUCUCAGAUUUUGGAUCUGAAGCUGAAGCAAUCGGCCUUCCGCGCUACCGAUGAGGCUAAACGAGUUGCCCUAGAAGUCCUCAGUCGAGCCCGAAACCGUCCCAAUUUUGGAAACGCAGGAGAAAUCGACAUUCUUCUGGGGAGAGCAAAAGAAAGUAACCAAAAGCGGUCUUCCUUGGGCAAGGUGAAGAGGCGAGGCACCCUGGAAGCCGUCGAUUUUGAUGAGGAAUUUGACCGAGCUGAGAGAGGUGGUACGGACAUCCAGAAGCUCUUCGAAGGGGAAGCCGGACGAGGCAAACUCAUUGCCAUGCUAGAGGGGUACCAAAGGCGUGUCAAAGCCGCCAAGAUACUUGACAUGGACCCAGAGAUCCCUUUCAACUUCCUCUUCCGCGGACCGCCAGGGACUGGAAAAUCGACAACAGCGAGAAAGAUGGGCAAGGUGUACUACGACAUGGGGUUUCUUGCCGGCACAGAGGUUAUCGACUGCUCAGCUACAGAUCUCAUAGGCUCGUAUGUCGGGCAGACGGGUCCAAAAGUUCAAGCACUUCUUGACAAGGCCCUGGGAAGAAUCCUGCUCAUCGAUGAGGCUUACCGGCUUGCUGAUGGACCCUUUGCCAAGGAGGCCGUCGACGAGAUUGUGGACUGCAUCACAAAACCAAAGUACGACAAAAAGCUCAUUAUCAUAUUGGCCGGAUACGACAAGGACAUCAACCACCUCUUGUCAAUCAACCCAGGCAUGUCGAGCCGGUUUCCUGAAACCGUUCAAUUUUCCUCAUUUGAGCCUGGAGACUGUAUUGAGUUGAUGAUUGCCCAACUUGGGAAGAAAAAGAAGAAGCUUGAGUUAAACAAGAAGAAAUUCGAUAUUUCGUGCUUGGAAUCUCCCCAGGCAUCUUUCAUUGUGGAUCUGGAGAAGAAGUUUGCGACCUUGUCAGCUCAAAAUGGAUGGGCCAACGCGAGGGACGUCAUUGGCCUAGCUUCGGCCAUGUUUCGCAACCUAGACCUGUCGUGUGAGCCACUGAUCCUAUCUGAAGAGGUCAUUGACAAGACGUUGGACCACAUGAUCGAUGAGCGGAGAGGUAGAAUGACAAACACAAAAGAUCCAGCGGGAGAUGACCUUUCGAUGAAGCUAGCGGAUCACUUUUCAGCUCCGCCUACGAUUCAGACAAACACAUCGACAAAAUCCCAGCAGGCCGAAGACAUCAAGGACGAGCCUGCAGAAGAUCCGGUAGAUGACGGACCAGUUCCGAGCCACCUGGCAAUCCGCGAUGCCGGAGUCAGUGAUGAGGUGUGGGAUCAGCUACAGGCUGAUAGAGAGAAAGAGGCGCGCGAGGAUGCAGAGUAUCGUGAUCUUCUCAAGGCACAACAGACUGCGCGUGACGAAGAUCGUGAGAGGAUUGUACGGGAAGUUCUCGCCGAGGAGGCACGGCGAAAGAAAAUCGAGGCGCAAAAGGCAAAGUUGAAGAUGGCGGGCCGUUGUCCUGCAGGAUUUGACUGGAUCAAGCAGGCCGGCGGCUAUCGCUGCGCUGGAGGAUCACAUUGGAUCACAGAGAGCGAGCUGGGAAAGCUUUAGUUUUUUAUUUCGGGUAUAAAUAGCCGCAAACAAAGAGGUACACGCUU